Messenger RNA from Acipenser ruthenus (sterlet), 2988 nucleotides. RefSeq names its product phosphatase and actin regulator 2-like. Bases 223 to 2097 code for a protein of 624 amino acids. The transcript is spliced from 13 exons. NCBI's taxonomy places the organism in Eukaryota, Metazoa, Chordata, Actinopteri, Acipenseriformes, Acipenseridae. The record is from RefSeq and is a predicted model, not a curated record. Gene Ontology annotation, molecular function: actin binding. Gene Ontology annotation, biological process: actin cytoskeleton organization.
UGACCUCAGUAAUCUGCAUAAAGGAUGACAGGCAUUCAACUGUGUUGAAACCGAGGGUAAAUUGUGUUGUAGCGAGCGUUGAAGUUAGACAGCGCUGCUAAAGUACGGGGGGAAAAGAAGGUGAAAUGAAACUUAGGAUAACGUUCUCGAAACGGCUACAUUAUCAAAGAUCUUCAGAGACUGCAUGAUUGUUGGCACAAAGGCCCAUGAAACGAGCAAGAAAUGGGCCAGACGUCAGUCUCAACCUUAUCUCAGAAUGCAAGCGUUGACGGGUUGGAGAAGAUAUCACUUGCUAACUCUGAUGUGGUAAUCCCAGGAUCUCAGACACCUCCACUCAAGAGAAAAGGCAAGCUUUCAUCUUUGGGAAACAUUUUUAAGCCUUGGAAAUGGAGAAAGAAGAAAACGAGUGAAAAGUUUCAAGAAACCUCAGCAGUGUUGGAGAGAAAAAUAUCCACAAGGCAAAGUCGGGAAGAAUUAAUAAGAAGAGGUGUUCUCAAGGAAAUCCCUGAUCAAGAAACCUCAAAUGGACACACAGUGCCUCUCAGCAUAGAGCCAGUCGCAGAAGUGGACAUUGAAAUACAGGAUGACUCUUCAGAGGGGAAGAAAACGUCACCAACUCACGAAACGGAAGACAAAAAAGAGAAGCCAGUUCAGAGGGCACAUCCGAUACAUGCUCGGAGGCCCCCAGUUAAAAAAUCCCAGCUGCCUCCAAAAGCUCCCAGUGGAGCUUCUGCCACCAGUUACAAGAAAGAAGAACCCCUGGUCAAAAAACUGCCCAAACCCUCGAGUAAACAGCCACACACCCCUCCUUCCAAACAAACUUCACAAAUCACUAAUCGUGUGAAUGCCAAAUCUUCUCAACCUAGAAAAGCUGAUUCUUCAAAGCCAGUUUCGCAGCCAUCAUCUUCAUCACCAUCAACAUCUUCAACCUCAACAGCUCGGCCAAAAGGCUCCAAGAACAGUUCUGUAGGCAAAAAAGGCAACUCUGGAACCCCUAAGGUUCAGAAGAAACCUGCAAAGCAACCAGAGCAUCACAAAGUCCCAACAACAAGUUCCCCAAAGAUUACUCCUGGACCCACUUCCAGCCGUUGCCCUCCAGAAGUGACAGAGGCUGGUGACUCAGUCUGUAAAGAGCCUGCAGAAUCAGAACUGCCACCCAGCUCUUUACCCAGCGAACAAUUAGCUCCGGAACAGCCUUCACCUCCAGAACUGCCAGCCAACGCCCCUCUUGACAUAACUGCUGAAGAACCACCAAAUGGCCAAGCUGCUGUAGAAGAGAAUGCUUCAGUUCCGUCUCCAUCUGUAUCCAUAUCAGACUCCAGUGAUCAACUUCAGGUUGAACAAGUGCAGGACAAUGGAGAGGAAGCCAAUGGACCUCAAGCUGAAGACAAGAACAUCUCUGGUGAAAAUGAAUCUUGCUCCUCGAGUGAUGAGGUGGAAGAAUCACCUGGUCCGGCACACCAGGUGUUAAUACGCACGUCUCCUGAGGUUACAUUAAUCCCGAAUGAUGAGAGCAAAGAACAUCAAGUGAGCGAUUCUGAUUCGGAUGGUCCUGUACUCUACAGAGAUGAAGAGGAAGAUGAGGAUGACGAAUACACUUCAAGUUCACUUGCAAAUAAAAUCCAUCGGAAAGACACGUUAACUAUUAAACUCGGCAACAGGCCAAGCAAAAAAGAGCUUGAAGACAAGAACAUUUUACCACGAACUUCAGAAGAGGUAAAACAGGAAAUCCGACAGCAACUGGUGAGGCGCCUGAGCCAAAGACCAACACCAGAAGAGUUGGAACAGAGAAACAUCCUGAAGCAGAAAAACAAAGAAGAGGAGCAAGAGGCCAAACAAGAGCUGAAAAGAAGUCUGUCUCGAAAGCUUAGUUUAAGGCCAACAGUUGCUGAGCUUGUUGCACGUAGAAUACUCCGGUUUAAUGAGUACGUGGAGGUAACAGAUGCCAAGGAUUACGACCGGCGAGCUGAUAAGCCAUGGACAAGGCUUACACCUGCUGAUAAGGCUGCAAUCCGAAAGGAAUUGAAUGAGUUUAAAAGCACAGAAAUGGAAGUACACGAAGACAGUAAACAAUUCACAAGGUUCCACCGCCCCUAAUGCUUUGGUUCAGAGUGGUACACGGCUCUCCAGAAAAAAUGUGCGCUGGAACUUCUAUGUUAUGCUGCACAUGAUCCAGCAGGUCAUUUAACUGGACUUCAGUGUACUGAAAAAGAAUCUGCCUGUCAGAAGUUUAACAUUAUGAUUAUUGUAAUUCUUCCGCUAUGGAGAUAAAUAAUUAGAGAUGAAGGACAUUCUGGCACCAGUAGGUUAGCUGCAGCAUGACCAUGUUAAAUUCUCAUGAGGCCUACCUAAUUCUAAAAAGGCACUUAAGAAGACUGUAUGAAGGACAGCACUACUGGAAAAUCCCCAGACUAGCCCAGAUGGGGGAAGAGCUGGCCUUGACAAAUUAUAGUUCCAAGGUUUGAUCUCCAUUAAGGAUUCAACUACUGCACCAAAAGCAUUUAACAUUCAAGGUGUUCUAGAUGACAGCCAUUUUAAUACCAUGAAUUUAAGAAUACUACUGUUUGUUUUUUCAAUCGAUAUAUAGGAGCUGUAUUUCAAUUAUCAGUUAAUUGUUCCUAUUUUUGUAAAUCUUUUGUUUUGCUAAAUACUGUACUUGCAGUUAUUAAGUGCCAGUUAAAACAGUAUUUACACUGUAUUUACAUAUUUUUAGUCAAUCUGACCAUGUUUUUUAAUUAAACAUGCAUGAAAUCAUCAGCAGCUAGGGUUUUCCAGACCUGGCAUUAAAUGCCCUUGCUUUUGCAUUUUACAUACAUGCAUGGUAUACUAAUUACCGUAUCAGUAUCCAUAAUAAAAUAUUAAUAACAUUAGAUAUGCACUGUUACUUGAAUAACAGUUUUCUUCAUUGUUUGUUUAUUAUAUAUCAUGUAGCAUAAGCAAUUAAUAUCUACUUAAUAUAGCAAUAGAUCAUACCAGAUGGUAAAUUUA